Parascedosporium putredinis is the source of this 1002-nucleotide messenger RNA. NCBI's taxonomy places the organism in Eukaryota, Fungi, Ascomycota, Sordariomycetes, Microascales, Microascaceae. The record is from the annotation of a GenBank genome assembly.
AUGCAAAUCAAAGCCGAAACUUGGGCUGCGCUUGGACCAGGGACGAUUGGCAGGCCUCAGACCCGAUUCAUGCUCGGCUUAGCCUCCAAACCCGAGGAACGGACAAGAGACACCGAUAACGAGAAAAAAAGGGAAAGCGAGGAGCCUUCCCCGGCAAAAUUUCCCCAACACCGCAACCAAGAGAAAACGAGAACUUAUUCUAGGUUCUUCUUGUCCCUCGGCCCGGUUCGCCACGGCUCUUCCUCCACCGCCGCCCUCGCCUACAAGGCCCUCCGCCGUCGAUCCGGACCUCUCCCCAUCGCGGAGACGCCCAAUUGGACCGCCCAGGCCGCCCGUCACAUCCUCAACUGUCUCGUAGCGAACGAGCCCGGUGUCCUGUCCCGCGUGUCCGGUAUCCUCGCCGCCCGAGGCUUCAACAUCGAUUCCCUCGUCGUCUGCAGCACCGAGGUCGAGGACCUUUCCCGCAUGACCAUUGUCCUCCAGGGCCACGAAGGUGUCAUUGAGCAGGCCAGGAGGCAGCUCGAGGACCUGGAGCUCCUCCUCGCCAAGGUCAACAUCCUUGGACCCGAGUACUUUGAGGAGCUUCUCGCUCACCACCGCGAGAUCUCCGCCAUCGAGCCCGCCUCCGACGAUGCCCACGUCUCCAUUGAGCAGAUGGCCAAGGACUUCCACCCCAGCCGGCUCGCCAUGAGCGAGGCUCUCCGCCACAAGCACGAACAUCUCAAGUCCAUUACGUACUUUGCUCACCAGUUUGGCGGCAAGGUCCUCGACAUCAGCACUAACAGCUGCAUCGUUGAAGUUUCCGCCAAGCCCAACCGUAUCGACUCCUUCUUGAAGCUGAUUACCCCCUUCGGUCUCCUCGAGUCGGCCCGCACCGGUCUCAUGGCCCUGCCCAGGUCGCCUCUCCUCGACCCUACCGAGGAUGCCGUGCACAAGGAGUUGGACGAGAUUGUCGAUGCUAGCCAGCUUCCCCUGGUUAAAUAUGUAGUUUUGUCAUAUUAG